This is a messenger RNA of Linderina pennispora, 1704 nucleotides long. RefSeq lists its product as uncharacterized. The record is from RefSeq and is a predicted model, not a curated record. Bases 1 to 1704 code for a protein of 567 amino acids. The transcript has a single exon. Gene Ontology annotation, cellular component: nucleus; cytoplasm. Gene Ontology annotation, biological process: regulation of RNA splicing. Lineage: Eukaryota; Fungi; Kickxellomycota; Kickxellomycetes; Kickxellales; Kickxellaceae.
AUGCAGAUCAACAUCGCCGCCCUUGCUGUUCUCGCCCUCUCGAUUGGCACCUUUGCCUCGCCAGCCUUCAAGGGCGUACAUUUUGCUAACUACGGAUCGAGCUACGGAUCGAGCGCUGUUGCCUCUUCCUCGGCUGCUGCUGCACCAACCUCUGCUGCUGCUGCACCCACAUCGGCUGCCGCUGCACCCACAUCGGCUGCUGCUGCACCAACCUCAGCUGCCGCUGCACCAACCUCAGCUGCCGCUGCACCCACAUCGGCUGCUGCUGCACCAACCUCAGCUGCCGCUGCACCCACAUCGGCUGCUGCUGCACCAACCUCAGCUGCUGCUGCACCAACCUCAGCUGCCGCUGCACCCACAUCGGCUGCUGCUGCACCAACCUCAGCUGCCGCUGCACCCACAUCGGCUGCUGCUGCACCAACCUCAGCUGCCGCUGCACCUACAUCGGCACCUGUCCCUGGCGGGUACGCGUCGAACGGGUCGUAUGGGUCGUACGGGUCAUCGGGUGUCGUGCCCCCGGUCACCACGACAGUGACGGUCACUGGUCCUGCAACCACCGUGACUGCUCCUGGGACCACAGUGACCGCUCCUGCAGGCACCGUGACCAAUACAGUUACUGCUCCUGCGACCACCGUGACUGCUCCUGCAACCACCGUGACCGCUCCUGGGACCACAGUGACCGCUCCUGCAGGCACCGUGACCAAUACAGUUACUGCUCCUGCGACCACCGUGACCGCUCCUGGGACCACAGUGACCGCUCCUGCAGGCACCGUGACUGCUCCUGCAACCACCGUGACCGCUCCUGCAACCACCGUGACCGCUCCUGCAACCACCGUGACUGCUCCUGCGAUCACCGUGACCGCUCCUGCAGGCACCGUGACCAAUACAGUUACUGCUCCUGGGACCACCGUGACUGCUCCUGCAACCACCGUGACCGCUCCUGGGACCACAGUGACCGCUCCUGCAGGCACCGUGACCAAUACAGUUACUGCUCCUGCGACCACCGUGACUGCUCCUGCGAUCACCGUGACCGCUCCUGCAACCACCGUGACCGCUCCUGCAACCACCGUGACCGCUCCUGGGACCACCGUGACUGCUCCUGCGAUCACCGUGACUGCUCCUGCAACCACCGUGACUGCUCCUGCAACCACCGUGACUGCUCCUGCAACCACCGUGACUGCUCCUGCAACCACCGUGACCGCUCCUGGGACCACAGUGACCGCUCCUGCAGGCACCGUGACCAAUACAGUUACUGCUCCUGGGACCACCGUGACUGCUCCUGCAACCACCGUGACCGCUCCUGGGACCACAGUGACCGCUCCUGCAGGCACCGUGACCAAUACAGUUACUGCUCCUGCGACCACCGUGACCGCUCCUGGGACCACUGUGACCGCUCCUGGGACCACUGUGACCGCUCCUGCGAUCACCGUGACUGCUCCUGCGACCACUGUGACUGCUCCUGCGACCACUGUGACUGCUCCUGCGACCACUGUGACUGCUCCUGCGACCACUGUGACUGCUCCUGCGACCACUGUGACUGCCACCUCGACGGUGACUAACACAGUGACGGCACCAGCACCUGGUGGAUAUGCUAGCGGUGGAUACAACAAUGGAUACAACAGUGGAGCUGCGGCUGCUGCUCCUGCCCCUACUGCAUCAGCUGGCCCUACUCCGACCUCUGGAACUGCUGCUGCCCGUGUCUAA